AUGAUUUUUCAAUAACUAAAAAUUACUUUACCUCCUAUUGGUUCUUAAGAAAUCGAGAAAUCAAUAUAGAAAAGAAUGGGAGAUUGCUUAGAGACAUAAUUAGGAUUUGAAUAUGAGCCUUUUACUUUUCAAUAUUUAGAAUUACACCCCGAUUUGGUUACUAUUAAAAAUCAAGUAUACAAACUUAUAGUUAUAUAUGCAGAAAAUCGAACAUCAUCCCAUUGAGGAUUAAUAACAUGUAUAAACAGCAUUGGGAUGCUUUAGUAAAGAAAAUAAGAUACGCUUAUUCUUAAGUGAAAACAUCAAUGUUUUGCAACGAUUAGUGAUUAUAAUGGUGAUUGUAAAUACUAUAGCAUUUUGUUUAUAUGACUAUUAAAUUAGAGAUAGUGUUAAUAAUUUAAGUAACAGGAACAUAGCUUCGAUAAUAAUUGAAACAAUAUGCAAUGUAUUUUUUGGGAUUGAGAUAAUUAUUCAGUGUAUUUGUUAUGGAGCUAUAUUUGGGAAAGGAACAUAUCUAAGAAAUAUUUGGAGUUGUUUAAACUUUCUAACUUUCGUUUGUACAUGGUCAAUUUAUUUUGAUUAGUCAAUUACAUUCAUUUAAUUGUUAAGAGUUAUUCGUUUAUUAAGAUUAGUGAGGCUUUUGCAAGAAAUUCAUUAUUUUAGAGAACAAGUGGAAACAUUUUUUUCAUGUUUUUUAACUAUUCAUACAAUAAUAAUUCCUUUAGUUAUAGUGAUUUUUGGAUUUUCUGUAAUUGGAUUACAUUUAUUAAGAGGAGUAACAGGUUAUAGAUGUGCCAAAGAUGGAAUAAUUGAUUUGAAUAUUAGAAAUCUUUGUGGAGAAUGGGAAUGUCCAGAUGGGUAUAUAUUUAUAUAUCAAUAUUUAGUUAUGAGUGCAUAAAUCAGUUUAAUUCUGAAGAUUUAAAUUAUUUAGACUUUUAUUAUGGGUAUUAUAAUUUUGAUACUAUAUAUGAUUCCUUUUUAAGUGGAUUUAUGUUUUUUAAUGCAACAGGUUGGUCACCAACUGUUUUUUAUUUUUGGAAAGCUGUAACUCCUCCAGCGACAGCAAUAUAUUUUGUUUUUAUGCUUUUCAUUUUGUAUUUCAAUCAUAUAUACUAGACAUUAUACUUUAUCUGAUUUAUUAUUGGCUACAUUAUACGAAUCAUUUCUUGUUAGUAGUGCAAUAAAAAAUAGUAUAAAAUCCAGUAAAUCUGAACUAUUUACUUAGAGAAGAAGGACAGUUACAUUAAUAAACAAUUAAAACAAAGCUUAAAUUAAUUUUCAUAAAUUGCAUAUGAUAUCAUAAAUUUCAUCAUAAAAUAGAGCAAAUUUAGUAACUCCAGCAGAGAUUUUACGUAAUGAAACAUUGAAAGAGAAAGAUGAAUCUUGUAUUAUUAAUAGAAUUAAAUAAUUUGAUUAACUAAUUAUCAUUGCAUCUACUAUUAUAUUAUGUGCAGAUUAAGUUGAAAAACGAAAUCAUCCAAAAGAAUAUUAUGCAGAUAUGGUAAUGAACUUCUUAAUAAUAAUAAUAACUCUUUUAAAAUUAAUUUUAUUUAAGAAAUCAAGAAGAAAAUUAUAUUUAAUAGUAGAUGCACUCUUAUCACUUGCAUUAAUUAUCGUGAUUGUAUUGGAAUUUUUAAAUUUUGAAAGCAAUGUGUUUAUUAUUAUUAAGGCAUUCAAAGCAUUUAGAGUCAUAAAAUUAAUAUAUAAAUUAGAAUACUUUGGAGUAAUUAGAUUAUUACUUCGAUGUUUAAUAGAAACAAUAAUUAAAAUUAGACAUCUUAUCAUAUUAUGGGUUAUUUUUGCAUUUUUAAUAUCCAUUAUAGGAUAAGAAUUAUUUGCUCAUUAUGUAAAAGGAUCAAAUGAAAUUGAAAUUCAUUUUAAUGGAAUUGGAAAUUCAUUAAUGGCUGUAUUUAAUAUUUUUUAUGCAGAAGAAUGGCAUGUAACAAUGUAUCAACAUGCAUUGUAUAAGCCAGUAUCAUCUUUCAUCUUUUUUUUAAUUGUGUUCUUUUUAUGUCAUACUCUUUUUAUGAGAUUAUUAAGAGCCUUAUUUUUAAAUGAAUUUGGAAAGAAGUUAAAUGAAUUAGAUUAGAAAUAUCCAUAAACAGAUUAUUUAUAAAGAGCUUGGUAAUAUAUAAAAAAUUCUUGUUUCUAAUAAGAAUCAAUCUAAUCUUCUUCUUAAUCUUAGAAUGAGGAUGACUCAAAAGCUCCUCUUUAAGAAACAAAUAAUAAUGGAAUUUCAAUUAAACCUAAUAUUAGUUAAAAUAAAGGUUAAAAUUAUAAAAGAAUAGUUGAACAUAAAAUAUUUAGAAUUUGCAUUUUAUUAGUUGUAACAUUAAGUGCAGUGAAAAGUGCUGUUUAAAAUCCUUUAACAGAUCCUAAAAGUGAAGAAAAGGUAAUAAAUUGAAUAAGUUUUAGAUGAUUCUUGAUGUUAUUCAAUAUAUUACUACAGUAAUCUUCAUCAUUGAAUUGAUUCUAAAUUGUUUGGCCUAUGGGAUAGUAAAAUUCAUAAAUCAAUCAUUUCUUAACAUUUUAUCUAUAAUAAAUAUUAUUGUGAAUCUAAUCUCAAUAGGAUUAGGAAAUCCUCCGUUAUUUAUUUUGACUUUAUUUGAUUCUCUAAGAGUACUAGCAUUUUUAAAAACUGGUGCUGAUUAAUAUCCUAUAUUAAAAUAAGCACUCUAAGCCUUAUUUAAUGCUUUUACUAAGAUGAUUUAAUUAGCUCUUUUUAGUCUCCUCAUAUUAUUAAUGUAUGGUAUUAUAGGAAUGUAACUAUUAAAUGAUGAAUUCUAUUAUUGUAGUCUUCCUGAAGGAAAUUCAUUAGAAUUACAUUUAUAAUCUAAGAUUGAUUGUUUUGAUAUAGGAGGUAAUUGGAUAAAUAGAACUCUAAAUUUUGAUACUAUAUUUUAAUCAAUAAAUAUCUUAUUUUGUGUUGCAACUUCAGAAGAAUGGAUUCCAUUAAUGACACCUGCAUGGUAAGCUUCAGGAAUUGGUCAUUAACCACAUCAUGAUACAAAUAGAUAUUGGUCAAUUUAUUAUUAACUAUUUUUCUUUAUUGGCAAUACUUUAGUUUUAGGAAUGUUUGUUACUUUAGUUGUUGAAACUUAUAUAAAAACAAGAGAAGAAUCAUGUAUAAAUAUUAUUAUUUAUAAAUAGAAAAUCUUCAUUUAUUGGAUGACAAAUAAAGAGAAUGGUUUCAGAUUAAGGAAUAAAUAUUGCAUUUAAAACCAAAGAAGAAAUUUAGGCCUCCAACUAUGUUUAUUUUAAAUUUGUUAUACAGGUUAUAUUAAUUUUUGUAGAUUCCAUUUUUAAUAGUAAUUUUAAGUAAUAUCAUUGUACUAAGUCUAUAUUAUGCAAGAAUGGGACAAGAAUAUGAAUAAGUUUUAGAUAAAAUCAAUUAGAUUUUUAUCUUUAUUCAAUUAUUUGAAAUUUUAAUAAGUUCAGUAUAAGUAACAGAUUACAAGUUUAAAAUAUAUGAAAUUUUUGGAAUCAUUUUAAGUGUUAUUUCUAGCUUUUUAGAUUAUCAUAUACUUCAUGUAGUAUCAGUUGCAUUUCAAGUUACAAGAAUAUACAAAUUAACUUAACAUUUUAAAUCAAUACAACAUUUAUUUCAUGCCAUAUUUGCUGUUUUACCUAAUACAGCUUCUAUGCUUUUAAUAAUGUUGGUAGUCUUAUAUUGUUAUACUAUUGUUUCUUGUGAUUUAUUUGCUUAUUUACGUCCUUAAUAAUCAAUAAAUGGAUUUGAUAUGCAUUUUAGAGAUUUCUGGGGUGCUCUAAUGACUCUAAUUAAAGUAUCAUCUGGUGAGAAAUGGUGGGUUGUAAUGCAAGAAACAACAUUACAAUAAUCACCAGCUGUUGCCUGUAUAAAUAUUGAAUCAUAUGAUGAAUUUUAAGAGAUUGGAUUUAAUGGGUGUGGAUCAAAUCUUUCUUAUUUAUUUUUUAUUUCAUUUAUACUUGUAUUCUCUUUAAUGAUUUUGAAUCUAUUGGUUGCAAAUAUCAUAGGAGCAUAUGAACAAUAUCAUAAAAGUGAAUAGAGUGCUAUUUCUAAAUAUUAAUUAUUAGAUGUUAUGGAAUUAUGGUCAUAAUUUGAUGAGGAUGGUGAAGGAUUUAUAAGUUAUAAACUAUUUUGGAGAUUAUCAUCUUAAAUAGCUAUAAUAUUUGGUUUAGAAUAGUCAGAUUUAUUGGAUGUCAAUAACAAAAAGAAAUUUUUAAAAGCUUUGAAGAUUCCAAUUUAUGAAUUAGUAGACUCAAAUGUCCUUUGUUAUAGAUUUCAUGAUGUGAUUGUGAGUUUAACUAGGAUUUCUGUGACUAUCAAAUAUGGAGUAGUUAAUUUAGAACCUGAAGACAAAGAUAUACAUCAAAAGGUAUAUGGUAAUAAACAUUCUCAUGUAGAAUCAAAGUUUAGAGAAACAACAUUAAAUAGUGGAGAUAUGGUAUAUAAUUUAUAAUUAUAACUAGGUGUCUAUUAUUUUUAUUUAACAAAAGUUUAGAGAAUGGAAAUAAAGAUCCCUUCUUAAAAAUACUAUUAUUUUGGGUGGAAUUGGAGAUUAUCGUAGUUUAAUCAAAAUAAAAUCAAAAACACUAAGUGAAAAAAUACAUUAGUAGGCGAGUAAUGAUAAUUGA
This is a messenger RNA of Paramecium pentaurelia, 4617 nucleotides long. Lineage: Eukaryota; Ciliophora; Oligohymenophorea; Peniculida; Parameciidae. The record is from the annotation of a GenBank genome assembly.